CGGUGCUCAAACAUGGGGCGGGCCCACAUGGCCUAGCGUAGCCGCAUCGCCAACCAGGGUUCUGUUAGCUUUGUUUGCACGAGCCACCGCCCCAACUUUCUGGCCAGACAGCAGCGCCGUCUUGACACACGACACAACCAGUACGACUUCUCCCGAACCUCGCCCUGCUCCGAUCCCUUAUACCCAAGAACCUCUGCCAUAUCCUCAGAAUCGCGCCGAGCUUCCUGCCUGCGACAGGGCAUUUUCCGGCGGUAAGCACGCCGUAUAUCGACGACAAAGCGGCGCGAACGAGGCAAACCACACACCAUGGGCGGCUAUAUUUCUAAAUUCUCGGGACUGAUUUGGGCAAAGAAGGAGACACGGAUACUCAUCCUGGGACUUGACAACGCUGGCAAGACGACCCUGUUGUACAGGCUGAAGAUUGGCGAAGUAGUCACGACAAUACCGACCAUAGGGUUCAAUGUCGAGUCAGUAACAUACAAGAACCUGAACUUCAACGUCUGGGAUCUUGGAGGCCAGACUUCGAUCCGUCCAUACUGGCGUUGUUACUACGCCAACACCGCCGCCGUGAUUUUCGUCAUCGACAGUACCGAUAUUGAUCGUUUGUCAACGGCGUCAGAAGAGUUGUCCGCCAUGCUAAAUGAGGAAGAACUCCGAGACGCUGCACUGCUCGUUUUCGCGAAUAAGCAGGACCAACCUGGUGCCAAGGGAGCUGGCGAGAUCAGCGAGGCUUUGAGAUUAGGAGAACUCAAAGAUCGUAACUGGAGUAUUGUCGCAUGUAGUGCGGUUGAUGGCCGAGGUGUGGACGAGGGCAUGGACUGGCUUGUGUCCAAUGUAAACAAUGAUAACUAGACCGCUGGUCGGUAAGAUUUGCAAGAUGGACGAUGGAGUAAUGGCAGCACAGGUUUUUCAAGAGAAGGAAUACUAGCAUCCUGGCGUUAGGCGUCCGAACUGUGUAUACGCAUAGGCAGCAGGUGGCAUGCAAUAUGACUAUUGAGACACGCACCACCUUGCAGGACCCCGAGUUCAUCAGUUGCGGAUCCCUGGUGCAUGAAUUAAACUCUUCUCUUGAACUCACUCAAGGCAACAGUUCCUCUGACCAAACGGGAUAGCUACACUAGCGCUGACGUCAGGGUCCGUGCUAUGUUCAAGCUUCGUCGUGGCUUCGUCAAUCCCAUCUGAAUCACAAUCCUUCCAA
This is a messenger RNA of Macroventuria anomochaeta, 1198 nucleotides long. RefSeq names its product ARF/SAR superfamily. The transcript is spliced from 5 exons. The record is from RefSeq and is a predicted model, not a curated record. Gene Ontology annotation, molecular function: GTP binding; GTPase activity. The coding region runs from base 307 to 852 and encodes 181 amino acids. Gene Ontology annotation, cellular component: Golgi apparatus; cytoplasm. Lineage: Eukaryota; Fungi; Ascomycota; Dothideomycetes; Pleosporales; Didymellaceae. Gene Ontology annotation, biological process: intracellular protein transport; vesicle-mediated transport.